Seminavis robusta is the source of this 1485-nucleotide messenger RNA. NCBI's taxonomy places the organism in Eukaryota, Bacillariophyta, Bacillariophyceae, Naviculales, Naviculaceae. The record is from the annotation of a GenBank genome assembly.
CUACAGCCAGGCAGCUAAAGCGUGAUCUGUUUACUUGGUGCUCGACGCUUAGACAAAGCUCACAAAAUCCAAAAACAACAACAAGCAACACAACACAACACAACAAACAACAACAAUUUCACAGCAAAUACCAACCAUGGCAUCUUCCACCACGAACAAUAACAUUGGUCCGGUCCUGGACUUUGAGCCUACUCAACCACGCAGUGAUGGUCGUCCCCACCUCACUUGCGACAAUGUUAUUGAAGCUGACAUCAAUGAGCAUGUGGAAGAAGCUCAUGAACAUGCCCUAGAAUGGGCUCUGCAGAUUGGUUUGGUCCGCAAGGACACCAAGAAGUUUAAAAAGUUCGCGGCAGCCCGUUUUACCUGGCUUGCAGCACGUGCUUAUCCAACAGUAGGCCUAGAAGAGCUCAAGCUCAUCUCUGACUGGAUUGCCUUUCUCUUUUUCUACGAUGACCUGUGCGACACCACAGAAAGCGUUGAAGACGGGAACAUCCAUCAGCUGGCAGCUGCCGAGGAUCGUUUGAUUGCCAUUGUGGCGAAUCACGGUCACAACAACCAAGAAAGCCCCAAUGAUGGUCCAAUUCAUCAUUCCCUCAUCAGUAUUUGCGAUCGGGCUGCUAUGAUGGGAGGUGGCAUCUGGUUGAAGCGCCUGGCCUUCCACUUAGAAGAAUACAUUCAAGGCUGUCGCUGGGAGCGGGUGCUUCGUCUCCAGGGCAAGACUCCAUCCAUUGCUUCCUACUCAAAGCUUCGUCUCAUUAUCAGUGCAGUACAUCCAUGUUUUGACUUUGCUGGCCUCUGCAUUGAUCCAUCCAAAACAGACUUUGCUGAGAACCCUCUAGUGCAAAAGCUGGAAAUGAUGGCAAACAACCACAUUUGUUGGGUGAAUGAUGUGUAUGGUGUGGACAAGGAGAUCAAGGAGGAAACAACAAGCAACAUUGUAGUUGUUAUUGCCCAUGAGAAUGGACUGCCAUGGAAAGAGGCUCUCGAUCGCUCAAUUAUCAUGUGCAACAAGGAAGCAGAGGCCUUUGUGGAGCUUGAGGAGUGCAUCCUGACUCUUGGCACUGUUGAUGACAACACCAAGGCUUACAUUCAUGCACUCAAGACUUGGAUGCGUGGAAACUUUGACUGGUACUCUGAAACUGGAAGAUACAAGGCAGCCCAAAAAGCCAAAGGGAAUGAUGGUGGUGGUCGUCGUCGUGCCUCUUCAUUUGUCCGGCAAUCCUGGCGUAUCAUGGGAGACCAGCUUGAAGAACUACGAGCACUUGAUGCAUUGGCCAAGCAAUAAGACUGAUUGUUGGAAGAAAAUGACCCGAGGAGAAUGUUUGCCAUUGUGGAGUUGACAGAAGAAAGCAGAAAAUAGCGACGCAAUGAUGUAACAGAAUAAGGUUUCAUUCGGCACGGUAAGCUGCGAGGGAAUGGCGUACUCCUUGGUCAAUAGUGAUAGAUAACAGACCAUCAAAACUAAAUCGAGAUUUCAGCUGCAUC